AUUUCAUUGUAUACUAAAGUACUACUACUACUACUGGCCUCACUAGUCUUUUGGCCAUAGUAGCAAGAUACUUAUUUUAGUAGUACAUUUCAAAUGGCCUUCUCUGCUGGACAAUCUUAUGCAUUUUCAACAAAUUUUGAUCCCUUGCAACAAAAUUUAUGGGGUUCUAAGCCUCAUAUUUCAUCAUUUUCCCUCAAAGAUAUCAACUUUAAACAAUGUUAUAAGCCUAACAUCUUGUCUAAAAAACCUCUAUACAUUUCAGCAGUACUAAGUGGAUUCGGACAUGCUGAUGAAUCAAAAGAGUACAAAUCUAGGGACCCUUUAGUCCAACGCAAUGCAUAUGAAGCUAGUCGACCCCAAUCGAUACCAAUCAACAUUGAGUUUGGCCAAGAAGCUCAGGCUGCUGCUACUCAGAAGCUCAAGAUUGGACUCUAUUUUGCAACAUGGUGGGCUUUGAAUGUUGUUUUCAAUAUUUACAACAAGAAAGUUUUGAAUGCAUUUCCAUUUCCAUGGCUUACUUCUACUCUUUCUCUGGCUGCUGGCUCUCUUAUGAUGUUGGUUUCUUGGGCUACUAAGAUUGCUGAAACUCCAAAGACUGACUUUGAUUUUUGGAAAGCCUUGUUUCCUGUUGCUGUGGCUCACACAAUUGGCCAUGUGGCUGCAACAGUGAGCAUGUCAAAAGUUGCUGUUUCAUUCACUCAUAUUAUUAAGAGUGGAGAGCCUGCUUUUAGUGUUUUGGUUUCAAGAUUGUUAGGUGAAACUUUCCCAUUGCCAGUGUACCUUUCACUUUUGCCAAUUAUUGGUGGUUGUGGACUUGCUGCUAUUACUGAACUCAACUUCAAUCUAAUAGGCUUUGUGGGAGCAAUGAUAUCAAACUUGGCAUUUGUAUUCAGAAACAUAUUUUCAAAGAAAGGCAUGAAGGGGAAAUCAGUUGGAGGGAUGAAUUACUAUGCUUGUUUAUCAAUGAUGUCUCUAUUGAUUCUGACUCCCUUUGCUAUUGCUGUGGAGGGUCCACAAGUAUGGGCACUUGGAUGGCAGAAUGCAGUCACCCAAAUUGGCCCAAAUUUUAUAUGGUGGGUGGUGGCCCAAAGUGUGUUCUAUCACUUGUACAAUCAAGUCUCCUACAUGUCUCUAAAUGAGAUCUCCCCACUGACAUUUAGCAUUGGUAACACUAUGAAGAGAAUUUCUGUCAUAGUCUCAUCCAUCAUCAUCUUUCAAAUUCCAAUUCAACCAAUGAAUGCCCUUGGUGCUGCUAUUGCAAUCUUAGGAACUUUCCUGUACUCACAGGCUAAACAGUAAACACUUGUUAUAGAUGAGAUAUUAUCAUGUUAUCAAUUUGUGACUACUAGCAGUAUUGUUUUUUUCCCCUAGCAAAUGACCGGAGAUGGAUGUAGAAAAUGGGCAGCCUCAGUGAAUGAAUGUGCCUUUUGAGUAAUUGAAAUGUUAACAAAAAAAAUAAAAAUGGCUCUUCCUAGAUGCAAUUCGCAUCCAAGAAUUUGUAAUGACCUUUAUGUUGUGAACUAAUAUGACUACAUAGUAUGCCUUUGUGUGAUAUAUUAUUGUAAAGUUUGAUUUGCUCUA
Messenger RNA from Solanum pennellii, 1581 nucleotides. RefSeq names its product glucose-6-phosphate/phosphate translocator 2, chloroplastic-like. The record is from RefSeq and is a predicted model, not a curated record. The transcript is spliced from 5 exons. Gene Ontology annotation, cellular component: membrane; Golgi apparatus. Gene Ontology annotation, molecular function: phosphoglycerate transmembrane transporter activity; triose-phosphate transmembrane transporter activity; antiporter activity. NCBI's taxonomy places the organism in Eukaryota, Viridiplantae, Streptophyta, Magnoliopsida, Solanales, Solanaceae. The coding region runs from base 94 to 1299 and encodes 401 amino acids. Gene Ontology annotation, biological process: transmembrane transport.